UUGGUUCCUCUUUGUCGUGUUAUAUUCACCAAGAAGCAUAGCUUUCCAAUAUACAAUGUUUCUCUGUGCAAUACAUCGCUACAGCAAAUUCAAAAUCUGAUUUUUGAUAAUAAGAGCCAAAAACAGAUAUGUCGUAUAAAGUCCCUGAUUUUACGGAAAUGAAAAAGUAGCGAGGCCCAACUUUACUGCAUUACCACAUUGUAGAGAAGCUGUCUAGAACGUCGGAUAAGAAGCAUGGAUGACGUCAAACCCGAAGAGAAAUCUCCCUUACUAUUAUAUUUAACUGACAAUGAGAGCAAUCCUUCUAGCGAGAACAAAAGAUACAAUUUUGAAAAAGGCAGAUUAUAUGGAAUAUCAUCCGGGGUUACAACAGUAUUUACUGAAUUUCCAAGCUAUUUUGGCACCUGCUGGUUAACAACAGUCGUAUCGAGCAUUGCAAUUUUUUUCCUGAUAAUGGUGACGAUAUCCUCAGUAAACAACUACGAAAGUGUAAGGGUGCCACGUUGUGUACACCAGCAAACUAAUAUUACUAAAUUGGACAAUAAUACUAUUCAUUUGGUGCGAGAGUUUGCAGAAUGGGACGAAAAUCAAAUUAGCAUUUUGGAACAAAUACAUCGAAAUUUUCCUGAAUUUAAACUGCAUCUGGUUAUUCUACAAAAAAACGGAACACAGCUCAACAAGUCAGUCAUCAACGACUUAGACAUACUUAGUUCCAAAUUUGUUCAAACAACUGUUCCGACUUUUGAAAAAGAGGAAAUCACAAAAAAUUUAACGAUGAAUAGUAUUUUCAAGAAAAUCAGCGUAGUAAACCGGCGUAAGCGCAAGUCCGAAGAAUUCGGAUACGGUUUAAACGAGGGCGUUAAAAGACUGCUGGAUGUGAUUUUGCGAAGUAGAGCAAACUUCAUCAAUAGCAGCGGGAUAUUAGAAUCAAAAUUGUCUCGAAAAUCUAUUACUCCAAGAUCCAAAGCAAGAACCAUGGACGAUAUUUUCAAUCGGAUACCUAAUUUGUUAGUAGAAAACGUGACGCAGGAACAAGCGUUUAAUAAGACUCCUUUAGAAAAGUCUUGGACUCGGUUGAACGUCCAAUUGCAAAUCUUUGCUAUCAGAAUUAUUCAGCUUUGGCAAUAUGGGGGAAUUAGUUUUUCUCUCGACAGUCCUAUGUCGAGAAACAACGCUGAAAACACUGACGCAAGUUCCGCAGCAACUUCAUCCAAACUUCUUAGAUUCAUAACCCGGGGCAAAGAGAGUUUUGACAAGUUACCAUAUGGUGUGGUGACUGCGGAUGAUGAAGGCCUUCACAUUUUCAGUAAAAUGCCGUGCCACGCUUUCUUCGGAGAAAUUAUACUACAGUUAAAACACGCCAAUCUGUUAGAAUCUGUAAAGGGAGUUUUAAAAAAAUCCUUGCAUAUAUUUUGCAAACACGCUGCUGUCAACAAAAGUUACUGUGAUAAUUUGAGUCCAAACAAUGUGAUAAAAAUUUAGUUCCAUUAAAUUGCUUAUAUCUACAUGUAUAUACAAAAUAAA
Messenger RNA from Cylas formicarius (sweet potato weevil), 1524 nucleotides. RefSeq lists its product as uncharacterized. Lineage: Eukaryota; Metazoa; Arthropoda; Insecta; Coleoptera; Brentidae. The transcript has 6 exons. Bases 235 to 1482 code for a protein of 415 amino acids. The record is from RefSeq and is a predicted model, not a curated record.